Molecule: messenger RNA, 1121 nt
Organism: Cornus florida
Lineage: Eukaryota; Viridiplantae; Streptophyta; Magnoliopsida; Cornales; Cornaceae
Product: sec-independent protein translocase protein TATB, chloroplastic
Exons: 6
Coding region: 132-932 (266 amino acids)
Biological process (GO): protein transport by the Tat complex
Cellular component (GO): membrane
Source: RefSeq, a predicted model, not a curated record
UGUGACUAAAAUGCUAAGAACGAACCUUUUCCACAAUACAUAUACCUUUCGUUCACAAGAUUUAUAUUGGUGGACCUAUCCAAACAACCCAUGAUCCAAAAGACCUCAAAAAUUAAGGACAAUAUCUUCAUAUGAGCUCUACAACCAUGGCUUCUGCAAUUUCUACUCCAAUAUAUUUGUUCUCAUCAUCAUCAUCAUCAUCAGCAUCUGUGAGCAGGAAACCAGUCCUCUACACUCUAACUAAUUCUUCAAUUUCAUAUCCCCAAACCCCAAAUUUUCGUUUCUCCACAUGGACUCCUCAACUGGGUCUCGGUCCCUUUUCCCCUUGGUGUGGUUUAAAGCAUCUGGGUAUCUCAAUCUCGCAACAAUCUGUGAAAAUAGGAAUGAGGCGCAAAUGUAAAGGCAAGGCUGUGUACGCAUCUUUAUUUGGAGUUGGGGCUCCUGAAGCUCUGGUGAUUGGAGUGGUUGCUUUGUUGGUUUUUGGCCCCAAAGGUCUUGCUGAGGUUGCUCGGAAUCUGGGGAAAACUCUACGUGAAUUUCAACCUACAAUUAAAGAACUUCAGGAAGUUUCAAGGGAAUUCAAGAGCACCCUUGAACGAGAGAUUGGUCUUGAUGAAAUUGAAAGUUCGAUGAAAAACACUUACAGCUCCAAAACAAUCAGUACUACCUCAACACCUCCUGCAGUUACAAGCUCUAAGGAUGCUGAGAUGGUCGUUGACCCUAAUGGUACACCAUCUCCAAACAAAGCAUACUCGAGCGAAGACUACUUGAAGAUAACAGAAGAGCAGCUGAAAGCAUCUGCUGCCCAACAGCAGAAUCAGACACCCCCUCUAGGAGAAAGCCAGUCCGAAUCACAGAGUCAACCGCAAGGUACUGUUCAAGAAGCUGCUGCUGUGAAAUCUCCACAACCGAAGCCCGAAAACAACACAUAAAACUUUACAGUAGGUUGGAAAAAGUGCAGAAUUCAUUUUUUUUUUUUUUUACUAUUAGUGGAGAGUGUUCUUUUAUAGGCCUCUUUAAAAGACAGUGAAAAAAGGUUUGAGUGUGUUCUAUGCAUUUGUAGAAUAGGAUUUUGUAUACUAAAAACUAUUUUAGUGAGUCAAACCAAUUUUCUGUGCCAA